Messenger RNA from Cucumis melo (muskmelon), 507 nucleotides. RefSeq names its product auxin-responsive protein SAUR21-like. Lineage: Eukaryota; Viridiplantae; Streptophyta; Magnoliopsida; Cucurbitales; Cucurbitaceae. The record is from RefSeq and is a predicted model, not a curated record. Gene Ontology annotation, biological process: response to auxin. The transcript has a single exon. Bases 57 to 353 code for a protein of 98 amino acids.
UUCUCAUUCAAGCAUUGAAGUUUACCACUUCCAAAAAGAUUCAAUCCAAUUUAGCCAUGGGAAUUCGUUUGCCUUCGGUUCUUCUUUCCGCUGCCAAGCAAGUUCUCAAGAUGCAGUCUGUCUCAGCAAGAUGUCAGUCCAUUGUUCCCAAAGGCCACAUUCCAGUGUACGUGGGAGAAACCGACAGAAAGCGGUUUUUCGUUCCAAUAUCGUACUUGAGUCAACCUUCAUUCAUAGACUUGCUCAACAAGGCUGAAGAAGAGUUUGGAUUCAGCCACCCAACUGGAGGUUUGAGAAUUCCCUGCAAGGAAGAAGCCUUCAUUGAUGUUACUUCUAAAUUGCAAAGUUCAUGAAUGAUUUGAGAACAAGGAGCAAUUCUCCCCACAGUUUUGACAAAAAAAAAAAUUCUCUAUUCAUUUUAGUGUAUCGGAGAUAUUUUGUAUGUAAAUGGUUAGAUUAGAAAAAGUGGAGAGUUACAAAGCCAUUUGUACAUCAAUGACAAAUAUC